Molecule: messenger RNA, 3753 nt
Organism: Empidonax traillii (willow flycatcher)
Lineage: Eukaryota; Metazoa; Chordata; Aves; Passeriformes; Tyrannidae
Gene: TBCEL
Product: tubulin folding cofactor E like
Exons: 9
Coding region: 133-1455 (440 amino acids)
Biological process (GO): protein folding
Molecular function (GO): alpha-tubulin binding
Source: RefSeq, a predicted model, not a curated record
GACGAGGCGGCCGGGCCUGGCUGUUUUGCUCCUUCCCCCUCCUGGCUGCCCUGGCAGUGUGUUUGAGGGUUGGCCGUGGAUUCCUCGCAGCCCUCCUGGGAGGUGCAGGAGAGGCCUUUGGCAGCCUGGGGCAUGUUGGAGCUGUCCUGUAAGGGCAUGUGGGAAGUCCAAGAAGGGAGGAUGGACCAGCCCAGUGGAAGGAGUUUCAUGCAAGUUCUCUGUGAGAAAUACAGCCCCGAAAACUUCCCCUAUCGCCGUGGGCCUGGCAUGGGGGUGCACGUCCCAGCAACUCCACAGGGCUCACCCAUGAAAGAUCGCCUGAACCUCCCGAGCGUGCUGGUGCUGAACAGCUGUGGCAUCACCUGUGCCGGGGACGAGAACGAGAUCGCCGCCUUCUGCGCCCACGUCUUUGAGCUCGACCUCUCUGACAACAAGCUGGAAGACUGGCACGAGGUCAGUAAAAUUGUGUCCAACGUUCCCCACUUGGAGUUUCUAAACUUGAGUUCCAACCCUCUCAGUUUGUCCGUUCUAGAGAGAAGUUGUGCUGGGUCCUUCGCCGGCGUUCGCAAACUUGUGCUCAACAACAGCAAAGCUUCCUGGGAAACAGUGCACACCAUCCUGCAGGAAUUACCUGACUUGGAGGAGCUCUUCCUGUGCCUUAAUGACUACGAAACAGUGUCUUGUUCUCCUGUUUGCUGCCAGUCUCUCAAACUGCUCCACAUAACUGACAAUAAUCUUCAAGACUGGACUGAAAUUCGAAAGUUGGGAAUUAUGUUUCCAUCCCUGGACACACUUAUUCUGGCUAACAACAACCUCACCACCAUUGAAGAGUCAGAAGAUUCCCUGGCAAGGCUGUUCCCCAACCUGAGAUCCAUCAACUUGCACAAAUCAGGUCUGCACUGCUGGGAAGACAUUGACAAGUUAAAUUCUUUUCCCAAGCUCGAGGAAGUGAAACUGCUGGGAAUUCCUUUGCUGCAGUCCUACACCACCGAGGAGCGCAGGAAGCUGCUAAUAGCCAGGUUGCCAUCCAUCAUCAAGCUCAACGGGAGCAUCGUUGCCGAUGGGGAGCGAGAGGACUCGGAGCGAUUCUUCAUCCGAUAUUACAUGGAGUUCCCGGAGGAGGAGGUGCCAUUCAGGUAUCACGAGCUGGUCACCAAGUACGGGAAGCUGGAGCCCUUGGCCGUGGUGGAUCUUCGUCCUCAGAGCAGCGCGAAGGUGGAGGUUCACUUCCAGGACAAGGUGGAGGAGAUGUCCAUCCGCCUCGACCAGACUGUGGCAGAGCUGAAGAAGCACUUAAAAACUGUGGUGCAGCUGUCCACGAGCAACAUGCUGCUCUUCUACUUGGACCAGGAGGCUCCCUUCGGCCCCGAGGAGAUGAAGUACAGCUCCCGAGCGCUGCAUUCCUACGGCAUCCGGGAUGGGGAUAAAAUCUACGUGGAGCCCAGAAUGAAAUAACCUCUCUUGACCACACACAUGCCCCCAGCACACCCACACACAUGCAUUAAGGGGUUUUUGCAAGGUUUUUGUUUCAGUUGGUUGGUUGAGGUUUGGUUGUGUUUCUGUAGCAGGUGAUUUCUUAGCCCGGAGGAGGUGCCCUGACGUGAGAACCAAUGCCCACCAUCCGCUGCAGGUGACCUUGAGGUGACAAUUGACUUCAGUAGGUGUGUUUCAGUGUGGGCAAUACCUUGAUGUUUCCUUUGAUGCUCCGGUAUACUCGUGAUUUGGCGUGAAUGGUCAGUUGUUCAAGCUAAGGAAUGCCAGGGUCCAUAAGGGAGACGACAGCUCGGUGCAGAAUUUGACCUGUUGUUUUCUUUUCCUAAGUUUUUGGUGUUUUGCUCCACCAGAGCUCCCUUUGGCCUCGCUACCCGACUGUGGCUCGAGCUUGCUGAAGUAUUUUCUUGCAGCUUGGUGCUGUCUCAACCUUUUGUUGUGCUCGAGUUCACAGACAAGAUCUCCAACAGUAUUUAUUCCGCUUGAUUCAGAGCUCAGGUACUUAGUGCAUCCACUUCACUCCGCUGGUUUGGUUUCUAGGAGUGCACAAAAUGGGGGAAAGAAAGAGGAUUUAGCAGAAAGAAACUUUCUUUUCAGAACACACGCCCUGUAUCCACUUGUUUUGGGGGGAUAAAAGGAAGUUUUGGUGGCUGUACCCGUCUCACCCUGUGUCUGCAGCCUGUAGCACUGGCAGGCUGGGGGCAAAGGGACCCUUGGGCGUGCUACAAAGUGGAUUUUGGGGUGUGGUGGGAUGGGUGUAGCGUUGGAAGGGCUUUUAGAGUAACAGGUCAGCGAGGGGUUGAAGAGCUUCCCCCACUGGCUGUCAUCCAUCCUGAUGCUGAAGAGAUCCUCCAUGCACUUAAACCUUGGGCCAGCUGGUACUGAACGUGGAAUGGCUAAAAGUCCUCUCCGGGGAGGAGAGGAAGAGUGAAGUUGAAGUUUGUGUUUGUUGCUGUUGCACCAGAAUUCAAACCUUAGCACUUUCCCCGGGGCCCCUGGCUGGGGGUCCCUGCUUAGGGUCCGAGCCAGGACAAUGUGUCGGCUCGGACCAGUUCCUACAAGUUGAGUAACAAAGCAACCAGACUCAUGUUUGUUGUUCAGCAGGUUUUUCACUAUUGGCUUCCCCCACCUUGUGCUGCUGCUUAAGUUAGCCCCUGUUUUCUGCUGCAGAGCAGAUUCCUGUUCAGUGAAAUCCUCCUUCCUUUCUAUCUCGUUUCCCUUCCCUGCGUCUUCCCUUGUUCCUCUGCUCCCUGACAAGUUGAAGACUUUUCAGAUUUCCUAGUUACAAGCAGCUGCAUAAAAGUUUUUGAAGCUGUGCAGUGAGGGCUCUAGUUACACAUGAACUCCUGACCUUAAUUUUGAAAUGCUCCCUUGUCCCCACGUGCACUUUCUUUCCCAUGAUGCUUCUAUCCACAUCACCAAGCUCCUUUGAUAUCUCUGGAGUUGUGUAUUUCUCUUCAUAUUUCACCUAGAAAGUGGGGUGGGGUAGGAUGGGGAGGGGGUGAAGUGUUGUCUCAUAGUCUUCAGGUUCAGGAUGUGGGGAUAGUUCAGAGGGGGGGAGUAGUUCCUCAUCCAAAGUAAGCAUUAAAAACGGGAGGAUUUAAGACAAAUUAUUAAUGUGUGCCUCACCCCCCUGCCAAAAAUACCAAUUUCUUGGCCCCGUUGAGAUGAGCAAUAGGAAAGGGAGCAAGACUUUCCACAGGUAGCAUAGAGACCACAGCGUGCACCUGCAGGGCUGUGGUACCUGUAAAACUAAACAGCAGGGAGGUAGUGGCAGUGUAACGUAAAAUGAUGCUUUUAUAAGCUAGAGCUUUACUGAAGAUGUAUUUUCCGUUGUGGGCAGUGAAAGUAAUUUGCUGCCUUAUAGCAGAACUCUUAAGCCAACACUUUCUGUAUGAUAUAUAUACAUACCUACGGAUAGGAAAAGUUGUGGUUAAUAAGAUAUUUUGUUAUAAAGCAAAGUUUUAUGAAGAUAUGGUUGUUUAAUAUUAGAAACCUAUUUCAGCCCUUGACCUCCAGUGUAAGUAGGUUGUCCCUGAGUCGCUGCAGUGUCCGAGGUAAGCGACCAAGAGGGAUGCAAAAGUAUCUCUGACCUAAUUCUGUAGAGCAGUGAUUGCCUCUGUGGGUGUAUUUAUGGCACUGUACCUGCUAUUAAUGAGAUGCUGUAACUCUUGACCAACUUCCUCAGCACAAUUAAGUGUCUCGGUUUCAGAGAAGGGAAUAAACAAAGACCAUUAAAGAGCUGAACGGGAUGAUAAAGAA